AUGUACUUCUCGAGAAGAUCAUCUGGCACAUCAAUUCAUCUGCUAACGUUCAGCAUGAACGGCGCAUCAAAAGCGCCGUCUUCACUGGAUGCCGUCGACUAUGAUCCAAUCGAACAUCUGAAUACAAUAUUUUCUCAUCCCUCAACCCUUGACUCCAUAAGUAGCACAGCGGCGGCCCUGCAGAAACACCAAGAUGACCUCUCAACCUCAAUAUCCGCCCUCGAGGCUGCCCAAGCACAGAGCGACGAGUCGAGCUUACAGCGCAUGCAAUCUGCGAAAGAGGAGCUGGCCCAGCUUUUCAGUAAAAUCGAAUCUGUCCGAACCCGCGCUAUAGAGACGGAACAGACAAUUACAUCGAUGACAGCGGAUAUCAAACGGCUAGAUGGCACGAAACGGAACCUCACCCUGUCCAUGACAGCCCUGAAGCGGCUGCAGAUGCUCACGACAGCAUACGAACAAUUGAGAGGACUAGCAAAGUCGAGGCAAUACAAGGAAUGUGCGAGCUUGCUUCAAGCUGUGUUGCAGCUCAUGCGACACUUCAAUAGCCACAGGAGUAUUGAUCAGAUCGCAACCUUGAGCCGGAAUGUGGCGGAAUUACAGAGGGAACUGCUGGAGCAGGUCUGUGAGGACUUUGAAAUCUCGUUCGCAAAGGGAGAAGUGGCGGCAAAGAAGGGCGUUCUGAGCGAGGCAUGCCUGGUCAUGGAUGCGCUGGGGGAGAAUGCUAGGGCUAGGCUGGUGACAUGGUAUGUCAAUACACAGCUGAGAGAAUACCGGCAAGUUUUCAGAGGGAAUGACGAAGCUGGAAGUCUGGACAACAUCGGAAGGAGAUACAGCUGGUUCCGGAGGAUGUUGAAAACAUACGAGGAUGAGCAUGCUGGCAUAUUCCCAUUACAAUGGAGAGUGAACGAAGUUCUGGCAAAUGCAUUCUGUGAGGGCACAAGAGAUGACUUUAAAGGCAUCUUAGAGAGGAGUAUGCGGCGACCUGACGGUGGAAAGAUAGACGUCAACCUUUUGUUAAGCUGUUUGCAAGAGACCAUGGACUUUGAGCAGAGUCUUGAGAAAAGAUUUGCCAGCGAGCCCAGAGAAAGUAUCGACACACUCAGUUCGGUGGAAGAGAAGCCACACACAUUCGACAGGUCGAUUUCGGAAGCUUUUGAACCAUACCUUAGUCUCUGGGUGGAGUCCCAGGACAAACAACUGGCAACGAUGAUACCCAAAUAUCGAAAUCAACCGUUACUCCCACAUGAUGAGGAAUUUUCGUCACAAGCCGUCAUACCAUCUUCGAUCGAACUCUUUCAUUUCUACAAAACGACACUUGCACAAUGUGCCAAAUUAUCCACGGGUGAGAGGCUAUUGGACCUCUCGAAAACGCUUGCCAAAUAUCUGGACGAAUAUGCUCAACAGGUGCUCCUAUAUUUCCUUCAAUCGCCGGGCGGGGCGACCCUUGAGAACACUAUAUUAGUUUUGAACACUGCGGACUAUUGGCACGCAAAUACUCAACAAUUGGAAGAUAACCUAAAGAAGCGAAUAGAUAGCGAGCUAGCACCCAAGGUUGAUCUGUCUUCGCAGUGCGAUACAUUUAUGGGCGUUGCGAGCGCAGCUGUAUUGGCGUUAGUGCAUAGAGUGGAAGUCAACUGCGAAGCUUCUUGGCGAGAGAUGAGGAACACCAAUUGGAGUAAGAUGGAGAGCGUGGGAGACCAGAGCUCUUUCGUUGCCGAACUUCUAAAACAUGUCAACAGUCAAGCGGAGGAGACUUUGCCAAUGGUUGCCAAAGCUCAGUAUGCCAGAGCAUUCUGCGAUAAUCUGGUCGAGCAUCUAGCGAAUACGUACAUUGCUAAUAUUGUACAAUGCCGGCCAAUUUCUGAGGUUGGCGCUGAGCAGAUGUUACUCGACAAAUACGUACUGACCAAAGGUCUUACCACGUUACUUUCUCACUCGACAACAGCAGCUUCAUCAUCCACUACUGCUCAAGCUGGAUUUGUCAAGCGUGUGAACCAAAGCAUGGCUCGAUUAGAUCCACUACUCAAGACCCUCCAAGUGAGACCCUAUCCGCCAGAAGGUCUCGUUCAAGCAUACCUCAUCCAUAUCGGAGAUCGUUCAGACACCAACUUCCGGAAGAUCCUCGAGCUCAAGGGAGUAAGAAAACAGGACCAACCCUCCCUGGUCGAAAUGUUUGGAAUGCACAGAGAUGGGAAGAGCAACGAACAUCUCGUGGCAAUGAGUCCACUUCUAACACCUCUCAUGAACGCAGGCGGCAUUGGUAGUGGCGGUCUAGGUCUGGGCACCGGGUCAGCCUUGGGUGCAGCAUCCGGCAUCCCUAAUCUUCAAACCAGGUUCGAUCCUGCUGGCUUCGGCGAGAAGCUGUUUAGUGCAGCGAGAGAUGGCGUCGAGAGGAUGGGUACGCCUAGUUCUGGAGCCGUGGGUGACAGGAUUGGAUCUCCGCUGACCGAGGAUGCGAAAGCCACUGUUGAGGGCAAUUUAAAGAGUAUUGGAAAAUUCUUCAGAAGGGAUAUGAGUGGGUUUGGUAGCAUUGGUGGAAGGUUUGGAGGUAGCAAUAGCUGA
Molecule: messenger RNA, 2562 nt
Organism: Cadophora gregata
Lineage: Eukaryota; Fungi; Ascomycota; Leotiomycetes; Helotiales; Ploettnerulaceae
Gene: VPS53
Product: Vacuolar protein sorting-associated protein 53
Exons: 3
Coding region: 1-2562 (853 amino acids)
Biological process (GO): retrograde transport, endosome to Golgi
Cellular component (GO): GARP complex
Source: RefSeq, a predicted model, not a curated record